This is a messenger RNA of Anoplophora glabripennis (Asian longhorned beetle), 829 nucleotides long. RefSeq names its product zinc finger CCHC-type and RNA-binding motif-containing protein 1-like. NCBI's taxonomy places the organism in Eukaryota, Metazoa, Arthropoda, Insecta, Coleoptera, Cerambycidae. The record is from RefSeq and is a predicted model, not a curated record. Gene Ontology annotation, molecular function: RNA binding; zinc ion binding. Gene Ontology annotation, cellular component: U12-type spliceosomal complex. Gene Ontology annotation, biological process: mRNA splicing, via spliceosome. Bases 97 to 780 code for a protein of 227 amino acids. The transcript has 6 exons.
AGUUAAAUAUGUUGAUUUUAUAAUAAUAAUAGUCUGAAUAGGAGUGAAUACCCAUCAUACCGUUUAAAAAUAUAUACAAAAUAUUUUUUCUACGUAAUGAGUGGAGGUUUGGUGCCCAGCAAAAGUACAGUAUAUGUUUCUAAUUUACCAUUCGAUUUAAAAAAUAAUGAUCUGUACAAAUUGUUCGAAAAAUACGGACGGAUAGUGAAAGUGACUGUUUUAAAAGACCGAGAAUUAAGAAGGAGCAAAGGAGUAGCGUUUAUACUAUUUCUACAAGCGGAGGACGCUAAAAAAUGCGUCCAGGAGAUAAACUUAAAAGAAAUGUUCGGACGUACUUUAAAGGCUAGCAUUGCAAAAGAUAAUGGCAAAUCAGUGGAGUUUAUUAGAAGAAAGGAGUAUCCCAACAAAACAAGGUGUUACGAGUGUGGCGAAUUUGGUCAUUUAAGUUACAAAUGUGACAAAAAUCUGUUGGGUGAACGAGAUCCACCCCCUAAGAAAGUUAGAAAGAGGAAAAAGAAACUUACAAACACGAGUAUGUCACAGGAAGACAAGGAGUAUUUUGAUAGUACCGACGAUGAAGCCAAUAGCGAUAAAGAGGUGGUUGAGGAUUGUGAGACCUUAAGUGCGGCGAUAGCCUUAGAGCAAGAGAAAAAAGAACUGGAAAUGUAUCGAUACAAAGUUGCUACUGGAAAUUAUGAUGAGGGAGAAGAACGAGAUGAAAAACCAAGGAAAAAGAUUAAAAAAAGUGAAUAUUUUAGCGACGAAGAAGAAAGUGAAUAGUUUUUGAUAUUGUGUGUUUUAAUUUAAAAAAAAAUAUCUGUAAAUUAUU